Molecule: messenger RNA, 1189 nt
Organism: Chara braunii
Lineage: Eukaryota; Viridiplantae; Streptophyta; Charophyceae; Charales; Characeae
Source: the annotation of a GenBank genome assembly
GCUUUUCCCAGAGCAACGCCCAGGUGGUGGAUGAAGUGACGGACAGGGGGGGUGUGGGAGGAUCUCCGACAUUGCGACGACGCAACGUCCAACUACUUCAAGGAGAUGCUGCACAUGUUGCCACGUAUGUUCCGAGAGAUCGCGGAAGCUCUGUCACCCUUCCUUCAACGGCUUGUCACUUUCUAUAGGGAGCCCCUCCAGCCUGACCACAUUGUUGCAUCCGCUUUGUACAGGUGGGUGUCGGGGGAGACGUACGAGAGCGGGACAUGCAGCUUCGACAUUGGCAGAUCUUCUGGGUUGGUGGCUGUGCAGGUCCUGCAGGAUGUAACUGAAGCUUUGCUGAGUGCGUACCUCGACAAGAUAUCGUGGUUGGCGGGGCUGGAGAAGGCGGUCGUCAUGCGCGCUUUCGCCGACAAGGGUUUCCCUAACUGCCAUGGGUGCAUCGACUGCACCCACAUCUUCAUCGACAAGCCAGCGAAUUGCCCCAGGGAGCACUACUACGAUAGAAAAUGCCGUUUCUCCGUCCAGGCGCAGGUGGUCGUCGAUCUCAACUUGGGCGUGUUGGACGUGUUCGUCGGUUAUCCGGGAAGUUGCCACGACAUGAGGAUCGUCCACCUAUCGAGUUUAUGGGCGCGCGUGGAGGUAGGGGAGCUUUUCACUGGGCCACCUGUCAUGCUGCCUUUCGGUGUGCAGACGAACGGGUAUUUGCUGGGCGACAAGGGUUAUCCCCCCUCCGAAUGGGUAGUCGUCCCCUAUGGCGGUCUCACACAACACCCGUCGGAGUUGCGCUUCGACAACAAGCAGAAGACGGCGAGGGGAGCAGUUGAGAGAGCUUUCGUGAGACUGAAGGGGAGGUGGAGGUUGUUCCUUCGCUCCCACAAGACAAACAUGGACACGUUGCCGCAGCAGUUCGUCGCCUUGUGCAUUCUACACAACAUACUCAUCAACGCGGACAUCCCCUUCGACGACAAUGUACUGUGGGAGGCCGGGCCAGAUGGUGUGCAUCCCAGGGUGGAUCUUGGGAUGCAGCAACCCUUGAGGCCGAUGUGUAUGGAGUCGUCGACGGGGGAUGUGCUGAUUCUGCAGGACGCACUGGCGGAGCGAAUGGGUGCGCAUAAGAGACGUGCAAGCGUGCUGAGCGGGCGGCUGCGAUGACGUGGCUGCGACGAGAAAUCGAAGCAGACAACGC